AUGUCUCAUCCCCGCCGAAGAGUGCGAUUCUCUGAUGACCCACAACUGCAGACAGACGCCGAGUCACGGCCUCCAACAGAGACAGCACCACAGAUACCCUCAGCUCCCUCAGCUUCCUCGGCUCCCCCCGCUACUUCAGCUACUUCAGCUUCCCCAUGCGACCUUGCUACGGGAUUCGAUGAUAUCUAUGAGGAGCUGGAACCGCGGCAGGUCGCCGUUAUCAGUUCGUGUGGCUUUUGUGGCUUGAUACCAGCGCUAAGCAAGCCGACAGCGGUGGGAACGGCUAUCGGCACGGGCCUGAUGAUUGGAACGGGGAGAGCGUUGUCAAUGAGCGGCCCCGCUGCCAUCACGAUUUCGUAUACGGUCGUCGGAUUCGCUGUCUAUCUGGUACUCUCGGCGCUGGGCGAGGUUGUCGCUUGGUUGCCCAAGCCUUAUACGGUUGCGGACCAGGCUGUGCGGUUCUGUGAUCCGGCACUGGGAUUCAGCUUGGGAUGGAUAUACUGGCUUAAAUAUGCCCUCGUCACACCAAGUCAAUUGACCGCCGCGGCUUUGUUGAUAUCAUACUGGCUGGACCCUGAGCGAGUCAAUCCUGGAGUUUGGAUAACCGUCUUUCUUCUGACAAUCACUGUACUGAACUACCUGCAUCAUGGACUCGCGAGUCAAGUUGAGUUCUAUGUUUCUUCGGUCAAGCUCCUGGUCAUGUUCGCACUCAUGAUUCUCUCGAUCAUCGUUGCUCUUGGAGGUGGGCCCGAUCAGGACAUGCGCGGGUUCCGAUAUUGGAAGAAUCCUGGUGCCUUUGCGAGUCGAUACGAUAACAGCCUCGUCGAAAAUCUCAUUUUGACUUGCGGGACGAUGUCCUCGGCCGCUUUUGUGUACAUUGGGAGCGAACGGGCUGGCAUCCUGGCACAGUCUCCAAAUGUGCGGAAAGCGAUCUCUCGUUCUACCAAGCACAUUUUCUAUCGCACUCUGGUCUUUCAUCUACUUGCGGUCAUCCUGCUCGGGAUGCUUGUUCCCCACGACUCGGUUUCCCUAUCCUUUCACCACAAAGCUAGUAAGAGCGCGGCAGCCUCGCCGUUUGUGGCGGCAUUAUACUUGGCUGGAAUUCCCAUCCUCCCUGAUAUUUUGAAUGCCUUUAUCUUGCUCUUUGUUCUAUCCACGGCGAACUACGAUCUCUGGCUAGCAACCAAAGCCAUGUGUGAUCUGGCUGUCAAGCGCCGGGCACCCAUGUUCCUGUCGCGACUUAACAAGAGAGGCCUUCCCAUGUAUGCGUUGGCGGUGUGCGCUUCUGUGGCGAGCCUUGCGUACCUCAAUGUGCCUCAGGAUGCGGUCCUCAUGUUCAGAUAUCUCACGGAUACCGUCACGAUGCUCGGCCUGCUCACUUGGAUGUCGAUAUUGUUUACCCAUAUAUCUUUCGUCCGAGCACGAAGGGCACAAGGGAUCGAAGACAGCAUCUUACUUUACCGAGCCCGUUUCGGCCUCCCGGGAACCUGGCUGGCAAUAGCGUUGUGUCUUUUUAUUUCUGCGACCAUGAUUCUCGGGUCCUUUUCCUUUGAUUCCGGGAGGAUAAUAUUCGACUAUCGGUCCUUUGUGGCCUGUUAUAUUGGUAUUCCCAUUUAUCUUUGCUUGUACAUUGGCCACAAGGUUGCUAGGAAGAGCAAGCGAGUUGUCCCGAGUGAGGCAGAUCUGUGGACGGACAAAAACGAACCUUCACUCGACUUGCAGGAGACCCGACAAGAGUAA
Molecule: messenger RNA, 1740 nt
Organism: Penicillium maclennaniae
Lineage: Eukaryota; Fungi; Ascomycota; Eurotiomycetes; Eurotiales; Aspergillaceae
Product: putative amino acid permease
Exons: 4
Coding region: 1-1740 (579 amino acids)
Biological process (GO): amino acid transmembrane transport
Cellular component (GO): membrane
Molecular function (GO): amino acid transmembrane transporter activity
Source: RefSeq, a predicted model, not a curated record